CUCUCCCUGUCACUGCGUGCGUCCCUCUCAUACCCAUCCCGAGCGCGGAGUCCUCGCCUCUCACCGGAGAGAGGUGGUGCCGGUGUUUCACCUUUGCGAGCAUUCAUCACACGGCGUGCAGACACCGGCGUGGCGUGCUUUUGGAACCGCUUCGCAUCUAGUUUUCUUUCUUUCUUUCUUUUUUUUUUUGUCUUCAGAGCUGCCCGUGUGCGAUUCUUGACAUCACACUGAUGGUCUGCACCUCUGCGCGCUCCACCCCGCCUGCCGGAGCGGAGGAGCGCUGGACCAGAGAGGCGCACAAGGAGAGGAGAGCGGGCGGAUGAUAGCGAAGAGUAGGAAGAGCUGAGGCGAACUUAAUGAGAGAAGUGUGGUCGCCGUAGCUGGACGAGAAUCGGGGAGAGCCGCUGCGUGACCACCCGCUUCGUGUAUAGCUCGACCUUUAUAAAAGCGCACGUCUGAAGUGUUAUUUGUGGUGUUGUGGAUCAAGUGAUGGCAGGUUGUUAGCGGCUCAGCGUGCUUUGUUUUUUCUCGGUGCGUGUGCCGCCUCUCCGCUCGUUCCUCAUAAUAUCUGACUUCCCCCCCACAAUGAUCGCUGAAGGUCACGGUUCAGCGCGACGCACUUGUCCCACCAUUGCGCAUCUGUUCGUGUGCGACUUGAUUUACAGAUAAACUUUGAAAUCUUUGAGGGGGAAAAAAACAAACAAACAAAAAACGAGGCUGAGAAAACAGCAGGGAUGGUGUUCACCCACGUGUUUUGAUCGGUAAACUAGUUCAAAUCCACUUUGAAAAAAAAAAAAAGCUAAGACAAACCCGGACUAUGACUCGGUCAAAACUUUGCCGUGCGCUCCUGCGGCUGAUCCAGUGAACCAGAGUCCGGUCCUAUGUAUUUUUUUUAGUCGCGCGUCUGAGUGAAGAUGUUAGGAAGCCCGUCAAACAACGGCGGCAUCAGAAUGCUGGUCCCCCCGGCUCCGAACGACGACAGGCGGGUAGAGUUCGUGGCUCUCACCGCCGUCCACACGGAGAGAAGCGAGCCGUCCACUCCGGAGCGCGGGCACCCGUCUCACCGCACGGGGCUGCUGGGCACCCCGCUGCCCGGGCCGCCGGGACCCCGGGCCAACGCGUCCGGUACAAGCAAGCGCUUCAGAAAGUUGCAGAACUGCCUGUACAACGUGCUGGAGAGACCGAGAGGAUGCGCAUUCAUCUACCACGCGUUCAUUUUUCUGCUGGUGUUCAGCUGCUUGGUGCUCUCUGUGUUCUCCACCAUCCCCGAACACCAGAAGUUCGCCAACCAAGGACUCUUCAUCCUGGAGUUUGUGAUGAUCGUGGUGUUUGGGUUGGAGUACUUCAUCAGGAUCUGGGCGGCUGGCUGUUGCUGCAGAUACCGAGGAUGGCAGGGAAGGCUGAGAUUUGCCAGGAAGCCCUUCUGUGUCAUAGACUUCAUAGUGUUUGUGGCGUCGUUGGCGGUGAUAGCAGCUGGGACGCAAGGCAACAUCUUCGCCACGUCAGCCCUGCGCAGCAUGCGCUUCCUGCAGAUCUUGCGUAUGGUUCGUAUGGACCGACGGGGAGGCACCUGGAAACUGCUGGGCUCAGUUGUUUAUGCUCACAGCAAGGAGUUGAUUACAGCCUGGUACAUAGGCUUCCUGGUCCUGAUCUUUGCCUCCUUCCUCGUUUACCUGGCAGAGAAAGACAGCAAUGACGACUUCGUCACCUAUGCAGACUCCCUCUGGUGGGGGACUAUUACUCUAACCACUAUCGGGUACGGUGACAAGACACCUCGAACCUGGCAGGGGCGACUCCUAGCUGCCAGCUUUGCUCUCCUGGGAGUCUCCUUCUUCGCCCUGCCUGCCGGAAUUCUGGGGUCGGGCUUCGCCUUGAAGGUGCAGGAGCAGCACCGGCAGAAGCACUUUGAGAAGAGGAGGAUGCCUGCUGCCAACCUGAUCCAGGCUGCAUGGCGUCUCUACUCCACAGAUGCCAAACACUCUUAUCUGACAGCCACAUGGUACUUCUAUGACAGCAUGUUGCCUUCAUUCAGAGAACUGACGCUACUGUUCAGUCACCUCCAGCGACAGCGUAACACCAAGAAGGUUCUCUACAACUCCAACCACACGCUGCUGUCUGGGCUGCGGCCCUACAGCUCCCCCUACCUGUCGGGGGACAGUCAGCUCCUUUCUAAAAAACGGGGUCUCUUCCGGAUUCACGCUGGCCGCAAGCAGAGCAGUAAGAUUGGCUUCCGGGAUCGGAUCAGGAUGAACAAUUCCCGAUCGUCCCAGACCAUUCGGAACAAGGCGUCGCCGCUUCCCCAGGGCUCCAGUGUCCGCCGCUCUCCCAGCCAGGAGAACGUCCCUGAGGCCACCAGCCCGGGGAAGGUCCAGAAGAGCUGGAGCUUUAAUGACCGCACGCGCUUCCGCACCUCCCUCCGCCUAAAACCACGUCCACCUGCUGAUGUGGAGGGCGUUGGGGAGGACAGUGUGGAGGACAAGCCCUAUUGUGACGUGGCCAUGGAGGAGGUAAUCCCAGCAGUGAAGACACUAAUUCGGGCCGUGAGGAUCUUAAAGUUCCUGGUGGCCAAGAGGAAGUUCAAGGAGACGUUGCGUCCGUAUGACGUGAAGGACGUCAUAGAGCAGUACUCGGCUGGACACCUGGAUAUGCUGGGUCGUAUCAAGAGCCUGCAGACGCGGGUGGACCAGAUAAUUGGGCGAGGAGCCGGCCAGCCCGAUAAGAAGGCGCGCCCUGAAAAGGGAGAGAAGACGCCACCAGAACUGGACCCGCUGGAUGAGCUAAGCAUGAUGGGACGCGUAGUCAAAGUGGAAAAACAGGUACAGUCUAUAGAAAACAAGCUGGACCUCCUGCUCAGCUUCUACUCCCAGUGCCUGAAGAAAGGCUCGUCCAACUUCACCCUGUCCACCCUCCUGGACCCCGACCUGACGUCUGACUACCAGAGCCCCACGGACCAAAGAGACCUCUUCCCCUCCGCUAACACGCUCAACAUCUCCAUGUCUGAGAGCGGCAACUUGGAAUGACAGCGAGACGAGCGGUCCUGGGGCUGCUGGAACACAAACCCUUUACAGUUACGUCUCCCUGCAGCCCUCACUCCGAGCAGCCUGACCUUGUUGUCCUCUACUCGCUUCAUUUCAUGCCUGUCUGGGAUGUUUUUUUCGUUUUACCCCUCCAUCCCCUCGUCUUUAUUCCUGACGUGAAUGUGUUUCCAGAGGCCACCAGAUGGCCCCACCUGACAAGGAGCCUCAGCCAAGGCUACGCACUGCACACUCUCAGCCCGGCGAGAUGAGGAUAGAGGUGGAGAGGACACGUGAACAACUAUGACUUGACUACUGAACCACUACCCCUCCCCGCUUUCACCUCUUGCUAUAUAUCUAUGCCUACGUUUAAGCUUCAACUGUAGAUACUCAGACACUUAGCGUUGGAUUUUUGUAAGUCUUUGGAGAAAUCUUUUCCUCCCGCCUUCAUUUCUGCUUAAAUCGACUGACUGACAGUUUGCAAGUGCCAUGCCAGUCAUUUGUUCAGUACCUUAAGAUGGUUGCAAUGGGUCCCAAACCACCAGACGAACAAAGACGCGACCUGGGCGGACAGACUGGGCUGACAGCCACCUUGCCAAAGCACCAAGACUCCACGGUACACCUCCCACCCCAAACAAGGGAGUUUUAAACAUGUAAACCCUGCUGUAAUCGCCCAAAACAGAGCCAGGAGAAUGUGUCAGAGUGACUGAUGUAUAUUGUACAUCGUUGUUUGUUUUCAUCUCCAUUCCCGCUCUCAGAAGUUAUUUCUCGUACAAGCCCACUUGCAAAAAAAAAUUUAAAUAAAAAUACCCCCCUCCUCCCCAAGAGAUGAGUUUGGCUGGCAUUCAAGCAAAGAAUGUUGCUACUUAUUUAGGAUUCAUAGAGCCAAAAUGUCCUUUCACAGUGUCCAGUAACAAGCCCUUUAAACCUCUCUGUCUUGCAGCCCGCCUCGCUAAGACGUGCAUGUUCCUCAGACCAGUCCUGUAGAUGAAACCUCACUGAUCCCCAGCCAGAAUUUAGACGUUUAUGUCAUCAUGUUUUUGUUUUUGUUUUUUUUUCCACACCGCUCACAUCUAGCCUCAGGUCAGGCAGACGGUAAUACAUCGCAACCUUUCUCACAGUCAUCGGACGCAAAGUGACUUUUUUGGCCAGUUUUGAACAACCAACAACCUGUAAGGUGUCCAGGUCUAACGCAUGAAAUCCAGGCUAUCCUCCUCAUGAAUGCACGUGUCUUAGGAAAUGGCUCCAGCCUUACAGCCCUACUACGAACAGACAGCGUGCCGGGCUGGGCUUCGUCAGUCCACCUCUCUCUCUCUCUUCGCUCUUUUCUGGUUCUUUCUCGUACAUGUUUGACGCACAGCGGACGCUCUGUGCCUGUGGACAAAACUGGAGAGUGCACAAAAUGCACACACAUACGAACACGACGAAAGCAAUUCCUUUACUUAAAUACUUUGGCACUUGAUAACUAUAACACGUUUUUUGUUUUGUUUUUUUUUGUCUUUGUUUUGAUUUCUUUACUGUAAUUAUGUUCAUGCACUCGAUUUUGUGUAACUAAUAAUGGCAGAUUUCGAUGUUUUGUUUUUUUUUAUUGAUUUUGGUUGUUUAAGUGAAUGUAGGAGACAAGUUAAUAUAUUUAAUUCAUUUAAAUACGAUCUUUAACAAAAUGUAGCAUUUUCCUUUCUUCAUUUUUUGUCGAGUUGAAUCAUCGAUGACACAACUGUAACUACUCACAGCUGAUCAGGUUCGCACUCACCACUCGCAGAGCUCGUGUAUAUUUUUUUAACGUCAUCUGAUAAUUGCUGCCAGCCUUCCACCAAGAAAACACUCUGUCUGUCCCUGCAAGCGAUUCAGUUAUUUGGUCCGGUCAAGCCAAUUGACUCAGGUGCUCCAUUUUCACAUUCAAACCAAGCCUAGACUUCAAUCAGUGAAUGUACUACGUUGUUCCAGUUGAUGCUCUUGCUGCCAUUUGGGAAUAAAAUGGCACCUCAGAAAUUGCUAUUGGCAUCAUACAAUUUUGCAUUAAUUUAAUAGAAAAAAAAAAAACGCUAGCCGAGAUGCCUACUUAUUAGAGGCAUUAUUAGAGUGAACACUUCACUGUCACCUGGAAUGUUGAGCUUCAGGAAAAUGUAUGUGAGACCACUGUAUUGCAUGUUGUUGUUAGUGGUGGCCCCAGUGUUAGAGGAAGAAGAAGAAAAAAAAAAAAACUUAAAAAGGAUGUCUCCUGUAAAAGGAAAUGACCUGUGCCUUCUAUGUCCUCGUUCUGUUACUGAUAGAGUUUUGUCUCAAACUUAAAUAUUAAUGCUGCUUUAAAGAGUGUUUCAGAGGGGGUAACACAUGAGGAUAGCCAUGCUCUAACCUUGAUCAAACUAAAGAAACACCUCCAAAUCAAUUGUUGUGAACUUGUAAUUCUAGGGUUUAGGUGCUGCAACCUUUGAUAUUUUCUGAUAAUAAUACUGUUAGUACUAUGUUUAGCAUAUCAUUGUAACCUCCUCGCAUCCACACCCUCACUGUAUGUAAACACCAGAUCCAGAGGCUGGAGGCAUGGACAUUUGUACUGUCAGAGGACAAACUCUGCACAUAAGCAUGUCACGUAGAGCAAAAUAUGGCUUCCACACAACUACCUCUGAGGCCACUAGGGGGCGCUAGAAUAGAUAUCUGAGUAUGAGAAACCGAUUGUCUAACUGACUGAAUGCUAUGCAUGACUCAAUCUGCACGUUCUCUCUUUUCUCUUUUACCAUUCUGUUCUUCUUCACGACGCCCCACGAUCCAUCGUUCACUGACUUGCUGCCAUUUGACAUUCCAGCUCGUUGCCCUUUAACUGCUCUCUUAGGUCGUAGAACUGUUGUUGAAAUGAAACACACUGAUCAAAGCAAUAAGCGAAAGGCCAAGCCGACAAAGUCUUCCAAUUCCAAUUGAUGUAGCUACUGGUUGAUGAAAUAUGGCGCUUACUUUGUUUUCUAAUCUAAUGCACACCUCUAUUUGAUAUUUUAAAGAGAUAUGAAAAUGUGUAUCUGCUGAGGUUAAAUUAGCUCACUUGACUAACUUAUUAAUUUAUUUGUUUCAAUAAAGCUCUUUGGACUGUA
Messenger RNA from Acanthopagrus latus (yellowfin seabream), 6097 nucleotides. RefSeq names its product potassium voltage-gated channel subfamily KQT member 4. Bases 915 to 3020 code for a protein of 701 amino acids. The transcript is spliced from 15 exons. Gene Ontology annotation, cellular component: membrane. The record is from RefSeq and is a predicted model, not a curated record. Lineage: Eukaryota; Metazoa; Chordata; Actinopteri; Spariformes; Sparidae. Gene Ontology annotation, biological process: potassium ion transport; transmembrane transport. Gene Ontology annotation, molecular function: voltage-gated potassium channel activity.